This is a messenger RNA of Gigantopelta aegis, 7814 nucleotides long. RefSeq names its product helicase ARIP4-like. The record is from RefSeq and is a predicted model, not a curated record. Gene Ontology annotation, molecular function: ATP hydrolysis activity; ATP-dependent chromatin remodeler activity; ATP binding. The coding region runs from base 169 to 5991 and encodes 1940 amino acids. The transcript is spliced from 22 exons. NCBI's taxonomy places the organism in Eukaryota, Metazoa, Mollusca, Gastropoda, Neomphalida, Peltospiridae. Gene Ontology annotation, cellular component: nucleus.
CGCUGAAGGAAGAAAAUUUCUGGGGAAUCGUCUUGCAUUUCAUUAUUAUGACAUUAUAUGAUAUUUCAUAUUAGUGUUACAUUUAAGGUGUUAGUAGGAGAGCUGAAGAACCAUAGGACAAUGCACAGUGUGUUCUUCUAAAAAGAGCCUGUUCACUUAAAAUCAGCAAUGUCUGGUGAAAGUGUUAUGGAUGUGAUGGAGGCUCCAUCCAUGAUGCCAAGUGCUCUAAAAGAUGCCCAGCCAGAGGAUCUGGAUUUGGAAUCUAAUUCAAGUCAGGUGCCAUCAGUUGACGGGAACAUUGACUGUGAGGAUUCUUUGGGACUUGACCUAAGCUUAGGUCUUUGUGAUGAAGAACCAGCUCUUUGUGAUGGAGACGCAGUUGUUGAGGGGGACCUGCCUGGGGAGAAUGAACUGGAAGAUGCAUCUGAUGAUGAGGACUAUGAAGAAGAGGACAGUGAAGACAGUGAUGAGGAAAGUGGUGAGGAGUCGAGUGAUGACGACGACGAUGAUGACAAUGAAGAUGAUGAACUUCCAAGUGAGGAGAGUGGUUCUGAAGAGAAAGGUGAUAACGCUAAAGAUGGUGUUGGUGCUGCUGCUGAUGAUGAUGACGAUGGUGCUAUUAUGGAUGUUGAGGCUGAUGUUUUAGACAUGGAACCUCCUCUGGGCUUAGAUUCUAUUGUUGAUGAUCCCAUUCCCAUCGAACUUGACACAGCAGAGAAGGAAAUUGUUGAUAACAUUACAGGCAGCAAGGUAAAGGAGAAGACUGAUUCAGAAGUGCCCACAAAGACUAAAAAGGUUAAAAGGAAAAGAAAGUCGAAAACGAAAUCCGAUCGGCCCAAGAAAAAGGCUAAAACAAAAUCGGCACUCAGAAGAAGAAAUAUCAGACAAAUAAUGACAGAAACACAGUUGGAUGCUAAAACAGUAGAGGCACAAAAUGAGGAAUUGGAAAGAAAACGACGAUUAAUGGAAAUUAAAAAGUCCAUUAUGCAGAAAUCCCAAAUUAUACCCGAAGAAAAAGAUUUUCAGUUGAAGUCUUUGCUACAAGUUGCGGAAGAGGAGGCAGAGAAAGCGGCAAGCAAGGAAAUAAAACUUCUGGACACUGAAGACAAAAAAGUGGAAAAAGUUAAAGACAAAGAUCCGUGUAUUAUAGAUGUGAGCAGUAGCAGUGAGGAGGAGGAGGAAGAGGAAGAGCCUGAUGAAUGUUUCAUCGUCCCGAGUGAUCCCGAGGAAGAGGAGAUUGAGGAGGAAGAUCCUAACAAUGGAGGUUCGCACAUCAAUGAUGAGUGCAACCAGCGAGACGACAUGGGCCGUGUCCACGUCAAUAUCGGUCAUCCGCCAUUUGACCCAGACGUCUACCUGGCUCCUCAGAUAGCUAGGGCAAUUAAACCACAUCAAAUUGGAGGUGUCCGAUUUUUGUAUGACAAUCUGGUGGAAUCGCUGGCUCGCUUUAAGACCAGCAGUGGAUUUGGGUGUAUUCUUGCUCACAGUAUGGGCUUGGGUAAAACUAUUCAGAUGAUUGGUUUCAUUGAUAUAUUUCUACGCUACACGGAUGCCAAAACGGCAAUCUGUAUAGUGCCCAUCAACACCCUGCAGAACUGGAACAAUGAGUUCAACAUGUGGCUGCCCACAAAGAAACCGGACGAAGAGGGGACACCGGAUGCUCCUGACAUCUUGUACCGUGCUUUCCAAGUCUUUGUGCUCAAUGACAGUUACAAGACGACAGCUUCAAGAGCCAAAGUUAUAGGUGAAUGGUAUAAAAAUGGUGGUGUGUUGCUUAUGGGAUAUGAGAUGUAUCGUCUGCUUUCAUCACGGCGAGCCUUUCCGAUCAAACCAAAGAAAUCGAAGAAGAAGACGAAUGAACCUGAGGUUAUUGAUGUUGAAGAGGAAGACAUGAACAAAACUCUUAUGAUUGAUAUACAUGGAGCUUUGGUGAACCCUGGUCCAGAUCUAGUUGUGUGUGAUGAAGGUCAUCGGAUCAAGAACAGUCAUGCAGGCAUAUCUCAGGCCUUGAAGAAUAUCAGAACAAGACGGAGGGUGGUGCUUACAGGCUACCCACUACAGAACAAUCUGGUGGAGUACUGGUGCAUGGUGGAUUUUGUCCGCCCAUCCUUCCUCGGUACUAGGACCGAGUUCACGAACAUGUUUGAAAGGCCUAUCAUGAAUGGACAGUGUGCUGACAGCACACCCCAGGACAUCAAACUCAUGCGAUACAGAGCAUACGUUCUUCAUAGUCUUUUGGAAGGAUUUGUCCAGAGGCGAGGUCACACAGUGUUGAAAUCGGCACUUCCACCAAAGUAUGAGUAUGUGUUUUUGAUUCGAAUGUCACCGGUCCAACGAGCCCUGUACAACAAAUUCAUGGGGACGCUGACUGAUUCAGCCUUGUGUGCCUGGGCCAACAAUAACCCACUCAAAGCUUUUGCUGUUUGUUGUAAGAUCUGGAAUCAUCCUGAUGUGUUGCAUAAGGUUUUGAAGAAGAAUGAAAUUGACGACAAUGACCUUGACAUUGACACAGAAACUGGAACUACCAAAAAGAAGACCAAGCCAGCUGCUGGGAUCAAAAUCAAAUCUGACAUGUUUUCAGACCGCAAACUAGAAAAUGCCAUUUCUUACGAAUGGUCACAGGAGAUUUUAAAAGACUACACGUCUGGAUUGUUAGAUAAUGGUGGCAAGAUGGCUAUUCUCUAUUCAGUCCUCAAGCAUUCACUUGCCAUUGGUGAUAAGGUUCUUGUCUUCAGCCAAAGUUUGUUAACUCUGAGUAUCGUGGAAGACUUUCUGAGUAAAGAAGAUGUUCCCAGACCUGAUAUGAAUGAAAAAUGGGCAAAAAACAAGUCCUAUUAUCGUCUGGAUGGUAGCACAUCUGGCACUGAUCGAGAGAAGCUGAUCAACUCUUUCAAUGAUCCUACCAAUGACAAAAUCUGGGUUUUCUUGCUGUCCACCAGAGCUGGUUGUCUUGGAAUAAAUCUGAUUGGUGCCAACCGAGUCAUAGUGCUUGAUGCUUCCUGGAAUCCAUGUCAUGACUGUCAGGCUGUUUGUCGUGUGUUCCGUUUUGGACAGAAAAAGUGUUCAUUCGUGUACCGGUUUGUAACAGACAACACCAUGGAAAAGAAGAUCUAUGACAGACAGAUUUCCAAACAGGGCAUGUCAGAUCGUGUUGUGGAUGAACUGAACCCAGACCACAAGUUUACUUCCAAUCAAGUUGGAAAUCUCUUGGUCUAUGAGGACAGAGACCUGCCUCAAGUUGAUUUCAGCAGUUGUGCAAACCAACAUGAAGAUUCAGUGCUUGAUUCUGUGCUCGGUGAACAGGGACAGUGGCUCACAAAGGAUCCCUUCAGACAUGAGUCGUUACUAAUAGACAGAAAGGAAUUGCGUCUCACUAAGCGAGAGAAACAGUUAGCAAAGGAAGGCUAUGCCAGAGACAAGAAGAUGAACGUGUCGUACAGCCGGCCAUCUUACACUACAUUCUAUCCUCGUGGACCCGGGAGUCAGCCAAACAAUACUUUUGUGAGGCCAUUCAUCAAGCGGAUAUAUCCGUCUCGACCUGUGGCAAGUGUUAAACCAAUGAUCUCCACACCAGUGCCAAUGAGACUGAGGAUUCCCGGUGACAAAGCCUCUCAGUUUGGAUCACUUGUUCGACCUGGUGUCACAGUUCAUCAAGUUAUUACUACGACAGAUAUUGUGUUGCCUGGCAACAAUACCAACACCCAGGCAGGUAUGCCACGCCGGAUCCCUGCUGGUCAGAAUGUUCUCAUAAUAAAGACAUUGAAAGGUGUUUACAUUCGCACCAGUGACGGGAAGCUGUUUGCUGUCCGCUCGAAGAAUGCUAAAGCCAGCAUUGUGACUACUCUGUCGGGAACAGUGUCCACCAGUACCAGUACAGCUACCCAAUCAACAGCCCAAUCCAUCGAAUCUACAACUACGACAGUGUCCACCGCUAGUCAGCCAACCACUGUAUCAGCCCAGGCACAGACGAGCACACCACAGGCAGACAAUCUAGGAUCUGAUCUCUUCAAAACAAUCUUUUCUCAGACGAAAGCUGUGAACGAUCUUCUCAAAUCACAGCAGACAUCAGUGAGCAAAAUAACAUCUCUGAACAUCAUAGGUGCAUCGGGAGGAACCGUGAAGGUGAAAAGGGAUACGUUCGUGAAGACCCCACUUACAGAUUCUUUAAAUCAGUACUUAAACUCAGGCCAGAUGAACAAGCAGGUUCCGAGUGCUAGUUCGUCAGAGUUGAACGAUAAGAAUAAAUCCAGUUCGCCAGAAUCAAAUGAGAUGGACACAGCAGGCAGUCCAUCUAAUUCUUUGUUACAGAAUGUGGCAUCUGCUGUUCAUUCAGAAUCAUCUACAUUGCCCGUGGUGAGCAUAGCACAGACAACUUCAGCUUCACAGAACAUUCAGAGUGUUCAUUCAGCGUCACCCACAUCAGUUCAGGCAGAAUCAUCUGUUUCGAGUACACGGACCGUUCAGAUGGAAUUACCCAAGUCCGAUACCAGGCCAAUUCAGUCGGGAACACUUAUGUCAGUCCAGUCAGGAAUGCCUACGUCUAGCAUGAAAACUGUUCAGUCAGAAACAUCUAUGGCAAACAUGCGGAAUGUGCAGUCAGAAAUGCCCAUGUCAAACAUGAGGAUUAUGCAGUCGGAAAUGCCCAUGGGAAGCAUGAGGACUAUUCGGUCAGGAUCGUCUGUGUCAACAAACAUACGGAAUAUUCAGUCAGGACCAUCUGUGUCAUCAAACAUGAGAAAUAUUCAGUCAGGACCUUCUGUGUCACCAAACAUGAGGAAUAUUCAGUCAGGACCGUCUGUGUCAUCAAACAUGAGGAAUAUUCAGUCGGAAUUGCCGAUGUCGAACAUGAGGACCAUUCAGUCGGAGUCAUCCAUGCUGAACAUGUUGAGAAUUCAGUCCGAAUCGUCUCUGAUGAGUUGUAGGUCCAACUCAACAGAUUCACUUCUCUUGGACUCUGACUCCAGACAUUCUGAAGGCAUGUCUCAGCCACCGCCCAGCAAUGUCUCGGACUCCCAGGACAAUUCGGUGAAGUUUGAUCUUCCUGAUGACUUUGACGAUGAGGAUUCAGAAUCAGAUGAGUCUGCUUAUUUCAACCAGGGCAAUCAGGGACCUUCACAACCAGACCUUUUCACUGGAGGUCCGAGUUAUGGAUUUUCUUCUUACCCAUAUCAUGACUUUCAUCAUCAGAUUCCCAAGAUUGGGCAUACAGAGGACUCAUGGCAGCAGCCUCUGCAAUCAGCCUCAACAAACAACUCGGAGAAGUCAGCUCAUUUAACUAACAACGGAAAGAAAUUACGGAAAAUAAAACCUGCCGUUAAGAGUGUUCCCGAUGAUGACCUGUUCGGUGGUCUAGAGCGGAUAACGCCGUCAGACAGUCCGUUAUCGCAGGAGGACCACAGCAAUAACAGCAGCACACAGCUACCGAUUGCUCCGAACCCGUUCUUACAAGCAGGCCUCGGAGGCUAUUCCUACCCACCUUUCAUGGCUCCCAACCCUGGCAUGGGCUACCAACCGAACUUCUCGAUGGGAAUGCCAGCGCCUGUCUCAAUGAUGCCCAGUGGUCAUCCCGGCAUGUUUGGAGCCGGGAUGGGUCAGGGCUACCCAGCUCCGGCGAUCAGCCAAACCUCGAACACCAGCACAGUGAGCAGCAGUCAGAGUAACCAGGGUAACCAGUCGAUGGUGUCGCCGGCAGCAGGCCACAACAACCACAUGCCCUUUGGGAUGCCCUACCAGCAGAGCAUGUACGGGUUUGCGCCGCCACCCAUGUCGUACCCACCGAUGCAUCCCUUCAUGAUGCCCAGCGCCAACCCAGCGCCCAUGUACAUGCCGAUGGCGAUGCCACCGAUGAUGAACCAGCCCAUGACGUAUCCCCAGCAGCAGAUGGGCCACAUGAACCAGUAUCAGCAGAACACGAACACUAGUCAGGAGGCUGACUCGAAUACUCGCAACACGCCCAAUUCCACAUCCAGUCAAGGGGAUCAAGGUGACUGAAAACAAUGUGUGUAUGGACAACUACUGUUUCAUCUCCGUGUAUUCUUACAUUUCUCUUGGUGUUAUUUCGAGUGCAAUGUUGUGUGUGUGUGUGUAUGUUUGUGUGUGUAUGUAUAUUAUAGUAUGUGACCUUUUUUAUGUGACCUUUUUUUUUCUCAAUCUAUUCGACAAUACACAUCUACACAUGCUGUGCAUGUUUACUAUUCUUUGUUGAAAAAAAAAAAAGGAAAAGAGAUAUAUUAUCUUUUUUAUUGUGACAUUAAAAAUUAUUAUUAAACCUGUAAUUGCUAGAUUACUUAUUUUUUAGACAUUAUAGUGCGUUUUCCCUCCAUUAUUAUCAAAGUUGUAUUUAAUAAUUGCUGUGAAGACUUCAGUUUGGAAUGAUCAUGAGAUGUAAAAAAAAAUUGCACUGAGUCUAAUAACAAAAUCGGUGCAGAACAAAAAAGAUACACGACUAAAAACAAAGGAGUUUGGUGAUUUUGCUAUAUUAUAUCUCUUUUUAUAAUUUUUACUACAUAUCACUGUCUGUUAGCGGUUUUUAUGGGUCUGGAGAAAAGUCUAAUUCAGCAUCCACUUUACAUGUCUAUUGGCAUUUACUUAAACCCAUUCUGUUCAGAUAACAUGUAAAACGGGUACUGGUAGAUAUUUACUAUACAGUAAUGUUUAUAGAUGUACAAUAUUAAUUACUAAUUAUGGUUUGAGUUGAAUGGAGAUGAGAUAUAUUUGCGAAGUAAUGUACUUGUAAUGUGAUUUAUGGUAAAUUAAAAGUGGCAGUAUGUAGCUUUGUUCUAUUUAUAAAAAUCGAAAAUUAAAAAGAAAAAAACAACGUAUAUUACUUUGUUUUGCAGAAAAUAAAGUUUACAACUGCACAGCACACACAAAAAACUACAUUGCAUAGUCUUCUACACCCCACCCCUCUUCCCUCAAAAGGAAGGAAAACUUAACAAAUAAAUUUCCAUUUGCAGUAAAGACUAUUUUACAGUUUAUAAAAAAUUAUUGAAAAUCCUGUAAUUGUUUUUUAUAUAAAAGGAAAUGUGAUAUGUUAACUAUUUUGAAUAAGUCAUACAGUUGGUUAACAACUGUACAUGAUGUUUCUCAACAAAAUACCAUUUAAUGAUUUCUAUCAAAUGAUUUGUAUUAUGUAUAUUUAAGAAUUUUUAGCUACUGUAAUCAGAUUUGCAUAGAAAAUUCCACCACUUUCUGUGGAUCAUGUAGUUUUUUUACUAUUUAAUAUUAGUUGAAACAGAAGAUAUCCAUUGGCUACAAAUUAAUAUUGGAAGUAUUUUUAUCAACCCUUUCCACAAUGAAAUACGUAUUCAACUCUGCUACAUGCUGUAUGCAUUUGGCAAAAUAUUAAAUAAUGUUUUCUAAUUUCUAUUAAAUGUUAUUUAACACAGUUAUUUAAUCAAUUGUAUACUUCAAAUGGAUUCUUAUUAUCUAUUUAUUGGAGCUAAAAAAAAUACAAAUGUUGGAGGACAAGCAGGCUUGUUACAUAGAACAUCUUGAAUUACAUUUUGUGACUUUUUUGUAGCACUUGAUGUGGAAUUUGUAUUAUAUUAAAGAUCAUACAUGUAAUGUUAUUUUGUGUCCUAUUAUUAGUAUAGAUUUAGUUAGGUGUACGUACAUAUAUUUCAGUGAAAUAUAUGGAUUUCGGAGAAUUGUCUAUACAUUCUUUUGUUACAUGUAUACAGCACUUUACAUACUAGAGUGUGUAAGGUAGAUGACCAAAUAUUUUGACAUGAAUACAUGAAUAGGUAAUUGUUAUAAAAUUAUUAAUUGCUCAUGUGUUUACUCCACAUGUACCAUUAAAGUCUGAAACAAUG